Syngnathus typhle (broad-nosed pipefish) is the source of this 3936-nucleotide messenger RNA. RefSeq names its product inositol polyphosphate-5-phosphatase L (gene inpp5l). The record is from RefSeq and is a predicted model, not a curated record. NCBI's taxonomy places the organism in Eukaryota, Metazoa, Chordata, Actinopteri, Syngnathiformes, Syngnathidae. Bases 550 to 1731 code for a protein of 393 amino acids. The transcript is spliced from 15 exons. Gene Ontology annotation, biological process: phosphatidylinositol dephosphorylation. Gene Ontology annotation, molecular function: inositol-polyphosphate 5-phosphatase activity.
UAUAUAUUUUUGUGCCGUUGUAAUAAGCCAGGUCAAGGUAAGACCACGAGUUGUCGACACGUCACGUAGUUCAGCGUGUUGUGUUCAUAUUUGCUUUAGUGACGCGAAGACGACUUCAAGAACGUCUGCCCAGAAAUAGGCGGAGCGCCAGUGUUCGUCAACGCAACGCGACUUGAUCUUGCUGUUCGUAGUGGAUCCGAAUAGGCUGACUUCAACAGCUUUGGCUUAGUCCUCUUACUUUAAGGUACUUGGUGAUUCACGCAAGAAGAAUAUCGAAUAUUUUAGGGGCUCCGGCUACGCUCGAGAUGACAAUGAGCGCCUCUGCUGCAUUUCACAACCGGAGAGCACAGCCCGCUGUCAGCGAACAAGUUGGACGAGAAAGCGGCACAGGACCUUUUUACUGCAAUGCUAGUUUAUUUUAAGAGCUAACUACACUGUUCUCACAAUAAGCCUUUGUAAGCUGCUGAGGAAGUCGCUUAUAGGUCUGAUCGUGAAGAAGAUUGUCAAGUGUGCGUGCGCGCGCGCGUCUGUGUUGGAUGCGAGUGGACCAUGGAGACACACACUGAGGCGCUUCUUGUCACCGCAAACGUGGGGUCACUCUUUGACAAUGUGAGUGAAUUACAAAAUGAAUGGCUACAGGAAUUAUACAAGACCAUCCGCACGUAUCGGCCACAGUUCAUCGCCCUGCACUUUCAGGAGGUGGGGGGGAAAGAGUACAUGGUCAACAUGGGCCACGCUGAAGAAUUCUUUCGGAGCAUUGAAUCCAGUGAAGAACUAAAAGACUUUGACAGGCGCUGCAUUUACGUGGACAACCAGUUUCAAGCAGAAGAGCGUUUCACGGCAUUGGGCAGCAUGUACUUCAUCCACAAGUCAUUGAAGAACAUCCGCCAGUAUGACUUCAGGGUUAAGGACUUUAAAGCAGUGCCGGCACUGGACAAGUAUGUGGGUUCUCUGGAUGGGGUCACCACUGUGGAAAAAGAAAAAUUCCCAAAGACCUUCUGGCCUGAUUUCAAGUGGUCCAGGAAGGGCUUCAUGAGGACCCGCUGGCUCAUCCAUGACCGAGGGCUGGACCUAGUCAACGUCCACCUGUUCCACGAUGCCUCCAACCUCAUUGCCUGCAACUCCAGUCCUUCUAUUUACUCUGCCAACCGCAAAAAUGCACUCAGACACGUCAUCAACAGGAUAUCAGAUAACUGCCACACGCCAAUGCCUUUUUUCCUGUUUGGAGAUUUUAAUUUCCGUUUGGACACUCUAAGUCUAGUCCAGCAUCUGUCUACCUCGGCUGAAAUCCAGACCGUAAAGAAGGACAGCAGUAAUGAAGUGGAGAAAAUCAUCUGUGAGGAGAAAGCUGAUCGCCAGGUGCUUCUACUGAUCGAGGACAAGCUCUUUGCCUACCUGUAUCAGGCGGUGUUCAGAGAAGACAAUGGCAAAGCGCUGCUACAAUAUGACAAAGAAGUCACAGCCUUCCACGAUGUUGUUAGAGAAGAGGAAAUCCAGUUUCCACCCAGCUACCCCUACAGUGAAGAGUACACUAAACCAACCCAGUACAUGAACACUCGCUGUCCUGCAUGGUGCGAUCGGAUUCUGAUGUCACACACUGCACAACAGUUUAUCCGCAGUGGCACUGAUGGUGAGAGGAGCGUUAUUUAUGACACUGUGGGCCCUGAUGUUUGCAUGGGGGAUCAUAAGCCUGUGUUCUUAUUCUUCGCACUGAAGGCAAAUGAGCAUUGACCGGGGAUCAACCAGUGAGAGUGUGUCCAUCUUGUACCGGUUGUGGCAUGUCUAGGGAACAGCGAGGGGAGCGCUUAGCAAUCUUGUUGUCAUCCCCAGAGAGACAUUAGCUAGACGGGGCCCGCAGUGUUGCCGUAUGAACUAAGAUGAAGUAGCAGCGGGACAGCAGCUCUCCUUUGUGUCCAUGUGCCAUCAGCACCUUUCACUGAUGUCUUUUGCAUCCUCUCCGCUUUCAAUCUGGACCCACAAGACAGUGGCUCACAUUUCCCACUAUAUGGCCGACUAGGGAGAAAUACAUCGUACCCGACAUAAUAUUGGCAUUUUUAUGGCCAUGAUUUUGUUUUGUUUUCUUGAAAUUAACCCUAUUUAGGAUGAAAGGCUUUUUAAUGAGGCAUUUAACAGUCGAGAGCAUUUUGUUCGCUUAGACAAGACAAACCGGGGCAAGUUCAUGAAUGUGCGGCUUCAUAAAACAUUUGGAGUCCUUUUUAGGAAGUCAGUAUCGCAGAGUACAUAAUGUAAAAUUUGGUUGGACACAAAUUCACACAUCAAAUUUGUUCCUUAAAAAUGGGCACCCGCACACGUUUCCUCUAUUCCUCAGGUGUCUUCUCAGACUUGUGUCUUCUACUCAUCUUUCUUUUUCAUUUUCCUCAAACGCCAUUAAAUAUUCUUUACAUCUUCUUCUUAAAUAUUCUUUCCAUCGGCACGUUUGUGUGUGCGUGCGUGCGUGUGUGUGUACGUGUCUGUGCGCGCACGUUUCAACCAUUUAAUUGUCAUAAACUCAUUGAGGAGGUUCUCACAGACAAUCUAUUUUUGUUGUGUGGGUGUGUGUUAGGUUUUUACAGACAGAGUGAAUAAUUUUAAGAGAAACGCACCAACGGACAGACCACAAGUGAGGCAGAAUAUUGAGUCGUAACUUGCGCAAGGAGUGCAGUACAGACAGCUUACAAUGCCCAGCUACACUAAAGUCUGUCCGCACUCUUGCUCUUUUUAUUUGGGGAUGACCCUGCCUACAAGCAUAGCAGAAACCGUUAGGGAAAGGGGAAGCGCAAGGGUUUCUGCUUAGGUAAGAAACAAAAACGGCAGAUGAUGCACUUGUGAUAUGGCGAAAUAGAAAGGAGCAAACAGAGUUCAGCAAGUUCAAUGUGUUCAAGCGACCAUCAGAGCAGGAACCAGGGGCGCGCUUAGCGCAAGAUCUUGAGGGCGUGAAGUGUGGAGUCAGCUACUUGACGAAGAGUGACACAUCGCGUCGCUGACACAUUGCCGUUGCAGGGCGUUGUUUUCUCUGCAGCUGCGUCUCGCUGACCAAGACAGGACCUCACACUUCUGCUUAUGUGGCUUUCUGUGGUGAACAUAAGAACAGCAAAGCAGAACAACGAACGCACGUACGCACUAAUCUAACGGUCGAUCAUUUACUGUAAUAUGAUAAUAUAGAAAUAAAAAGAGAACGCGUGAUAACGUAAAGAAAAAGAGAACGCAUGAUAACAUAUAUAUACAAUUUUCCAACAGUGUGUGUCUGUAAAGGUGCAAUAACAACAUUCUUGGAAAUUGGCACAAUACCGAAAGUAGGAAAUAAAUGAAAUUAAGACCUUGAUUCAGUUGAAGAAAAUGUCUGUUGCCCCUGAUCUUCCAGGCUCAAGACCUUCAGGUGACAUUCUCACAAUUUUUUAAGCAUAAGUUUUUUGAUUAUUGACAGACUCUCCCCAGUUGGACUUCACCACUGCACCUCGAAACAUUUUAUUAUUAGUCAGACCACUUUGCUAUCAUGUGUUCAGAACUCUAUUUUAGAAUUCAAUAACAGUCCAAUUUUUAACAGUUAACGUAUUUUUGUUUCAACUGUAAAUGUGUUUUUGGAUUUUUAUAUUUCUAGCUAUUUACGCAUUUUAUUCUCUUUACUGUGGCUGUCAUUUCACAAAAAUAAUUUCAGCAGGUGUUUUAUGUACUGUAUGUUUUUGGGAGGGGCAGAAUGGGGGGGAGACACUGUACUGUAGUAUGAUUCGUUGAAAGCAUGUAACAAGUAUUCUUUUUUAAAAUUCACAUAAAAAAGUGAAAAGUGCUUUUAAGCGCUCAAAAUUCAGACACGUGUGUUGAAAAAUGAAACUGUUUUUAAUUUUCUUCUUUAAUUUCUUUCUCUGCCAUUGCAAAACUGUUAACAUUUCUUAUAACAACAUAAUUUCUUUAAGUGUAAUAAAGAAAAAGUCACUGUCA